AGUGCUCACUGUGACUCACUGUAAGCCAGCCAAACAAGCUGACAUGGCACUUAUGAAUCCCCAAGUAAAGCCUCAGGCAGAGACGCUGCAGGAUGUUGCCAGUAAAAUCUAGAGGCUAGUUAAAAAUAACUUAUUUCUCUCAGAGGGGAACAGAGCAGCAGCUACCCAGUGUCAUGGCACCGUCAGAGGACAGUGUGAGUGCCUGGAGCUGUAAGCAGGUGGCCCAGUGGCUGCAGGAAGAAGGUUUUGGGGAGUAUGUGGAGUUAUUGUGUACCCAGCACCGCCUGGACGGCCUCAGCCUGCUGGCUCUGACUGAGGCCGACCUGCGUGGGCCUCCGCUGGGCCUCACCGUGCUAGGAGACAUCAAGAGGCUGAACAUAGCCCUCCGCCGGCUCCAGAGACAGAACCAGGCCCAGCUGGAGGAGCUGGGUCUCCGGCCUACAGACAGUUUCCCUACUGGGCUCUUGCUGGGCGCCGCAGGGGUCGAGUGGAGCUGUGACGGAGCCGACAGGAGGUACAACGGAGGUGAUCGGUCAUGUAACGGCACUGAGCUGCGGCUGAGGAACGGUGAUAGAUCUGGAUAUGGCUCAGGAGCAGCUCUGUGCCAUAUGCACUCCAACGGGAGGUGUAGGCAGCACCUGGCUGGUAGAUUGGACCCAGAGGUGUGGAAGACGGUCCUCAGUACCAUUUAUGUCUUUUUUGUGUUUGGAUUCACAUCAUUUGUCAUGGUCCUCGUACAUGAACGUGUCCCGGACACAAGGACAUACCCGCCACUGCCUGACAUAUUCCUUGACAGUGUUCCCAGAAUCCCUUGGGCUUUUGCAAUGGCUGAAGCCUGUGGCGUCAUCCUGUGUUAUAUGUUUAUGUUGAUCCUGCUCCUUCACAAACACAGGUCUAUUCUCUUCAGGCGGCUGUGUUCUCUGAUGGGAACAGUGUUUUUGCUUCGAUGUUGCACCAUGUUUGUUACCUCGCUCUCUGUCCCUGGCCAGCACCUGAAGUGUGCCAGUAAGACUUACGGUGACACCUUGGGAAAGAUACAGAGGGCGCUAGCGAUCUGGAGUGGAUUUGGGAUGACUCUGACAGGAGUCCAAACGUGUGGAGACUACAUGUUCAGUGGACACACUGUUGUCAUCACAAUGCUCAACUUUUUUGUGACUGAAUACACUCCACGAACCUGGAAUCUGAUUCACACUAUCUCCUGGGUUUUAAACCUGUUUGGGAUUUUCUUCAUUCUGGCGGCUCACGAGCACUACUCCAUCGACGUGUUCAUCGCCUUCUACAUCACUACUCGCCUCUUCCUCUACUACCACACCUUAGCUAACACCCGUGCCUACCAGCACAGCCGAAGGGCGCGCAUUUGGUUUCCCAUGUUCUCUUUCUUUGAGUGCAAUGUGAACGGACCUGUCCCCAACCAGUAUCACUGGCCCUUCGACAAACCUGCCUUCAUGAAAACUCUGAUCGGAUAGAGUAUUCUGUCAAAGAUCAGCACUGUGCAAUGUGCAUGGACUUUAAUAUUAAAGCCGAAAUGAGAAACGUUUUACUUGAAAUGCUGCUUCUUAUCUGAGGAUGGUUAUAGGUUUAUUUUUGUGGGAGUUUUUUCCCCUCAUUUGUAUAAAUGCAUUAUCUUUAUUUUGUCGACUGAUCUUAUGUUCAAAGGAAUAGUUGGAAAUUUUGGGAAAUAUGUUUAUUUACUUCUGUGCCAAAAGCUGUUUGAGAAGAUUAAUAGUAUUACACUCUCGUCUCUGUCUGUUUAAAUAUGACGCUAAAGCCAGCAUUUGGUAAGCUUACAAAUUUGUGAGCUUUACAGGAGCUGGUAGGUUAGACAGAGCCAUGCUAGCUGUUUCCCCUUGUUUCCAGUCUUUAUGCUAAGCUAAGCUAACCAGCUGCUGGCAGUCGGGUCACAUUUAGCGUACAGACAUGAGAGUGGUAUCAGUCCUCUCAUCUAACUCUUAGCAAGAAAUCGGUUAUGUGUAUUUCCCCAAAUGUUAAACAAGUCCAUUAAAUUUAAUUGCAAACUGCCAAGUAAAACAAAGAAAUGUGGUGAAUUACGGGGCCUAAAAGCUGCAGGUGCAGAUCAUUUUCUUGGAGAUUUAUUUGCCUUAUUUUAAAUCACUUUCAUCAUUCAUGUUUCACUUUGGGGAUGUUUAAGGUUCACUGAUGGUCUGUUGGUUGUUACUCUCUCUCAGAAUUUAAUGUAAUGCAUGUUGAUACUGUAGUUCUCACUUGUUUGGGAGUCAUCGUGGUGACAGUUCACAUGUUGUUUUGCUGCAAACAGAUUUGACACCCGUUUGGUAACUACCAAAGGAGCAGUUGUUUCUUUUGAUGUGCAAUGGGAAUAACACUUCCUGUCCUGAAAGAGCUCUCUUUCAGUCACUUUUUAGUUUCUUCUUCAUUUCCACUUCAUAAAGUGAACUCUGCAUCUUUUGUUAUAUUUGAUAAAUGUCACCAUUGGGAUUGUGAAGCUUCCUACAUUCACUUUUAAGCUGAACAUUACACUAAAUGUUCAGUUUUGCCAAUCAGCCCUUUAUUUUCUUUAUCCUAAUUUUAUCUCGUUUUAUGGUUUUCUUUUUUUUUAAUGAUUGUUAAUUAUGUAAUGAGUAUGUAAAUGUAUGGAGCUGGAUUUUGUUGAAGCUUUAUUGUCCAGAGUUUUUCUGUGUUGCACAGAACAAAUACUGCUAGAAACAAAGUUUCAAAAGUACAUUGUUUACUAUGUCAUGGUUGAUCCAAACUAUAUCUUUUUAAUAAUUGUUUACAAUUUGUGGCUUUAUUUGCAAUGCAAGUAAUCUAUCUCUGCCUUUUGGCUCAGCAAUAAAAGUUUACAGAUAAGGAAAACUGUUUUUAUAUUUCAGACUAAUUGUCUCCUUGGCUGCUUUUUCACUAAUGUGUAUGUUUUUGCAUUUGUUGAAUAAAGUGGAUUAUAAAUUUUAUUAAAAA
Dicentrarchus labrax (European seabass) is the source of this 2934-nucleotide messenger RNA. Its product is annotated as sphingomyelin synthase-related protein 1. Gene Ontology annotation, molecular function: protein binding; ceramide cholinephosphotransferase activity; sphingomyelin synthase activity. Gene Ontology annotation, cellular component: endoplasmic reticulum membrane; Golgi membrane. The coding region runs from base 174 to 1466 and encodes 430 amino acids. The record is from RefSeq and is a predicted model, not a curated record. The transcript has 6 exons. Gene Ontology annotation, biological process: ceramide biosynthetic process. NCBI's taxonomy places the organism in Eukaryota, Metazoa, Chordata, Actinopteri, Moronidae.